AACCCAAGUCCCUCCCACCGGAUGACGUAAGGGCCAGUCUGCGAGUGAAAUGGCGAUGUUGGACAAUAACAGCCGUCGCGUUUGCAGACCACAUCUGUAUUAUGUGGCUAGCGCCGAAAAAGACGCCUCCAGCCGGCUGCGCCAACACAUAUAGUCACGGCUCCGGGCACGAGCGUCGACCUGCGACGAGGAGACGGGAUUCCACGGCGUCCGCGCGCGAUGACAGUUUAGCCUGAACCGCUGGUGUGACGUGCGAACAGACACCAUGGCUGCGCUGGAACCGUCCCCGCCCUCAUCCAUGGAGAGCAACAAGCCCGGCUUCCCCAAGAAGAUCCUGGGCAACAAGCUGGAGGACAAGCACCUGUGCAACUGCUGCCACAACAUCCUCCGACGACCCAUUCAGGCCCAGUGCGGACACCGCUUCUGUUCCUACUGCUUCAACAGGACUGUGAGUAAUGGACCUCAGAAAUGCAACGCUUGCAUUAAAGAGGAGAUUUUUGAGGAACCUACAUCCAUUUUAAAGCAAGGAUGCGCUUUUCCUGACAAUGCGGUUCGCAGGGAAGUGGAAGGUUUGUCUGCCGACUGCAUCAACGAAAACUGUCCCUGGAAAGGCACCAUCAAAGAGUAUGAGCUGGACCACGAGGGGAAGUGCGAGUUCAUGAUCAUCCCCUGCCCCUCCUGCAAAGAGAGAAUCCGCUUCAGCGAGCAGGAGCGCCACAGCGAGCGAGAAUGCCCGGAGAGGACGCUCAACUGCAAGUACUGCAAGGAGCCGUUUCACUUCAAAAACAUCAAGGCACAUGAUGAGAUCUGCCCCAAGUACCCCAUGAUCUGUGAAGGCUGCGCCAAGAAGAAAAUACCCAGAGAGAAGUAUGUGGACCACAUUAAAUUCUGCAGCAAAUUCAGAACUCCGUGUAGAUUUCACGUCGUCGGAUGUGACAUGUCUGUGGAGAAGGAGAAGAUCCACGACCACGAGCGCGCCUUUGCAUACGAGCAUCUCAACCUGCUGCUGCAUUACAUCAUGGGCAUGAAAGUGAGCAUGGAGGGCCUGCAGCCCCAGGGCCUGGAAACAGCUGGACACAAACUGGUGGAACUCCAAAAAUCCCUCAGGGACCUCGAGGCCAGAGUCUCCCAGCUCAGCACCACCUCCUCUGGGCCUCCCGUGCAGGGAGCCGCCGCCUCCUCUUCAUCUUCUAGCUCCGGUCCCCCUGGUCCGCCCGCCUCCGUCCCGCUCCCUCCCCCGCCCACCCUCCCUCCAACUCUGUCAGUGUCUACCUCCUUCACGCCCCUGCCCAGCUCGGUGGGCGCGGCGCUGGAGCUCCAGCUCCACAGCGAGAAGACCAAGGUGGCCGAACUGGGCCGCCGGUGCACGGAGCUGGAGGUUAAAUCUGGCACGUUUGAAAAUGUGGUGUGCGUCCUGAACAGAGAGGUGGAGCGGUUCACCACCACCAUGGAGGCAAGCAACCGGCAGCAUAAACUGGACCAGGAUAAGAUCGAGGCUCUGAGCAACAAGGUGCGGCAGCUGGAGAGGACGGUGGGGCUGAAGGACCUCACGGUGGCAGAGAUGGAGGGUCGACUGAGGGAAAUGGCCGCCACCACCUUCGAUGGCGUCUUCAUCUGGAGGAUCUCCGACUUCGCCAAGAAGCGUCAGGAUGCCGUCGCGGGGCGGGCUCCUGCUAUGUUCUCGCCAGCCUUUUACACCAGCAAAUACGGCUACAAGAUGUGUUUACGGAUCUACCUGAAUGGAGAUGGGACGGGGCGGGGCACCCACCUGUCCCUGUUCUUUGUGGUAAUGAGGGGACUGAGUGACGCUCUGCUCAAAUGGCCUUUUAACCAGAAGGUGACCCUGAUGCUGCUGGACCAGAGCAACAGGGAGCACAUCAUCGACGCCUUUCGACCUGAUGUCACUUCCUCCUCCUUCCAGAGACCCGUGAGCGAGAUGAACAUCGCCAGCGGCUGUCCGCUCUUCUGCCCGCUCUCUAAGCUGGACGCCAAAAACUCUUACAUUCGCGACGACACCAUCUUCAUCAAAGCCAUUGUGGACCUCACAGGCCUUUAGAUGGCCCCGCGGGGGCGCAACUGCGCGGCAACCAAGCAGCUCUUUGACCAUUCGUUUGGCUCAGACGCGGUCCCAUCGCGAGCUCUCUGCUGGGGCGUGUUUCCGUGUCUGCUCAGUCCAGUCGCUAGCGACAGCGUCGUCUCGCGUCCCGUCACCGCUGUACAUUUUGGGCGCGAAACGUGCUUUCCUUUGACAUCUCCCUCUGUGGGAUGAAAUGAGUUGUCCGGUGGAGUACACGGAGGUAGACCGCAGGGCAGCGAAGAGGACCUCACCUCCCGCCCAUGGCGUUAGAUCAGGAUUGUAGAUUACAGAUAGUUCGUGUGGUCGUUUCGGGUUAAGCCGGCUUGUUCUAGAGGUAGAGCUUGACGCCGUGUUUGCUUCUUCUUGGACAUCGUGGAUAUUGUGAGCUUCCAGUGUCGAGUGACUUUGCAUAGACAAACGUGGAGUUGCGUUAUGAGUAAAGAUAACAGGCUCGUUUUCUGUUCGCUUUCGUAGCAAACUGCAUGCCGCCGGCGCUUUUUUCGGCGCUCCUUCUUUCCAGCGAGCUUCUGCAGAGGUUUGUUGUUGAACUCAUUAGUGACUAAGCCAUCCGUGAUGGUGGACAUUGCCUGCAUGUGUUUGGAGUGUUGCGUGUUCGAUGCCGUUCCGGGGGGGUUGGCGGUUCCGGUUGGUGGUUUGGUACAUCUGUGGAAGAUACAGCGGAGUUACCAAGGAGUCAGGGCAGCUUGCCGGUCAAUCCUGAGGCAGAAAACCUGCAUGUGUUUUUGUCUCAGACAAAACAUACAUCGCUGGAGUUUUACCCGCUUUUUCUCACAUCUCAACUCAUACUACUGUGCCCCACCACAGGCGGAGGUCAACACAGAGUCCACGGUUCGG
Messenger RNA from Oryzias latipes (Japanese medaka), 2932 nucleotides. NCBI's taxonomy places the organism in Eukaryota, Metazoa, Chordata, Actinopteri, Beloniformes, Adrianichthyidae. The record is from RefSeq and is a predicted model, not a curated record.